Monomorium pharaonis (pharaoh ant) is the source of this 760-nucleotide messenger RNA. RefSeq names its product protein ATP6V1FNB-like. The coding region runs from base 55 to 651 and encodes 198 amino acids. The transcript is spliced from 3 exons. NCBI's taxonomy places the organism in Eukaryota, Metazoa, Arthropoda, Insecta, Hymenoptera, Formicidae. The record is from RefSeq and is a predicted model, not a curated record.
AAUUAUUUGUAAUAAUUUAUCUACUUAACAGUGUAAAAUUUGCAAAAAUAAAAUAUGGCAAAAAUUGGAGAUGUGUGCGAUACACGUUGUCAAUUAUUUUGUAACGAUAGAAUAAGAAAAGAAAACACAAUACGGAUAAAAUGGUUUUUAAAGAACCAAAAACGACUAAUAGAUCAGUUAAAAGAACCAAAAUUCACGAAACGCGCCAGGGAAAUAAUUGAGGAGUCUAAAAAACGAGAGGCAGCUCGCGUUGAUAGACCUAUCAUACAACGAAAACCCUUACCCCUUUGGAGACCACCUAAAUCCGACGAUUCUAUCAAUAUGAAUAUCAUGAAACUGAUUGAACCCAAUGUAAAAGCUAUACUUUACGAAAAAGGAAUCCCAACUUUUAUUACAAUUCAUAAUUAUCUGACUGAAAGAUAUAAAAAACCUCCCGAGGAGCGUUUUUAUUUUCCCGAAUGUACAAAUUGGAUAUACGGUUGGCGUCUCGAUGAUUACCCUCCCGUUCCACUUAGCAAAGUAGGUCUGAAAUCCGUUAUGUUAGCACAAUUUUAUCAGGGUAAGGCGUUCAAUCUGGAGCAAGAUCCAAAAUGGUUUCGUGGCUGUCAAAAGAAAAAUGCGAGGAAUUUCGAUGAAUCGUUAAUAUAUUAACUUAGUAGUUAAUCUAACUUUUGUACAGAGAAUUAUAAAUAUAUCUAUGUUGCUAGAGAACGGUUAUAUUCAUAUAUUUUGAUAUUGUAUUUCUUGUUUGUUACAUAAU